Cheilinus undulatus (humphead wrasse) is the source of this 8335-nucleotide messenger RNA. RefSeq names its product dysferlin, limb girdle muscular dystrophy 2B (autosomal recessive) (gene dysf). Gene Ontology annotation, molecular function: calcium-dependent phospholipid binding; calcium ion binding. Bases 177 to 6422 code for a protein of 2081 amino acids. The transcript has 55 exons. The record is from RefSeq and is a predicted model, not a curated record. Gene Ontology annotation, biological process: monocyte activation involved in immune response; plasma membrane repair; T-tubule organization. NCBI's taxonomy places the organism in Eukaryota, Metazoa, Chordata, Actinopteri, Labriformes, Labridae. Gene Ontology annotation, cellular component: T-tubule; cytoplasmic vesicle; membrane.
CUCUAACACUCAGUGCCUACUCGUCCUCAGUGUCUCUCGUCCACCUUUACCUCUCUCUUUUCGCUUUUUCCUACUUUUAUGGAUAUCAUCAGACUUUAAGGACGUUUUCUGGAUGACCUGACGCCCAUAUAUGGACAUCUUUGUGGUCUUUGGUGGGAUUUGACAGUGUCUGAGCCAUGCUGCGUGUGUUUAUUCUGUGUGCAGAGCGUCUGCAAACGCCGGACGAUGAUGUCAGCGACUCCUACUGCUCCGUCACCUAUGAAGGUUCCAAGAAGAAGACUAAGGUCAUCAAGAACAACCCUAACCCUGUUUGGAAUGAGGGCUUUGAGUGGGACUUGAAAGGGAUUCCUCUGGACUCUGGAGCUGAGCUGCACUUUGUUGUCAAAGACCAUGAGAAGAUGGGCAGGAACAGGUUCCUGGGGGAAAACCGGCUGGCCCUUCGAGACGUUCUUAACUCUCCCAACCUGGCCGCCUCCUUCACCAUCUCCCUGCUGGACACCAAGAGAAACAACACAGGGGCCACGCUGACCCUGCAGGUUUCCUACAUCCCUCCUCCAGGAUCAGCUCCGAUCUACCAGCCUCCUCACCAGCCCGAGACUCUGCCACAUACCAACCCUGGUGUGGAGCUAGACACCGUCACAAUGAUUUCCCUGGACACUCUCGGCGAAGAGGAUACAGAGAGUAUGAUCAUGGUGGAGCCGCCUGAGGACCAGGGUCAGGAUGACGGACGCUCCAUGGUGAUUGUUGGUCCACAGGGGCCCUCAGAUCAUGAAUCCCCUGCUGCCCAGGUACCCAAACGUUCGCCACCGUCCUACAACACUCAUGGAGGUCUGAGGAAGAGGAGGAGAGGAGGCAGCAGUCAGCCCAAACCACUGCCUAACAAACCACAGGACUUACAGGUUCGUGUACGGAUCAUCGAAGGACGACAGUUGCCUGGCAUCAACAUCAAACCUGUUGUGAAGGUAACGGUAGCCGGACAGACCAAGAGGACCCGCAUCAGAAAAGGCAACAACCCCAUCUUUGACGAGACGUUCUUCAUGAACUUCUUUGAGACUCCGUCAGACCUCUUUGACGAACCCAUCUUCAUCACUGUAUGUGACUCUCGCUCACUUCGAACUGAUGCUGUGAUUGGGGAAUUCAAGUUAGAUGUUGGCACUGUCUACAAUGAGCACAGACACUGCUUCUUGAGGAAAUGGCUGCUGCUGUGUGACCCUGAUGACCUAUCGGCUGGCGUCAAAGGCUACCUGAAGGUCAGCUUGUUGGUUCUGGCCGCUGGAGACGAGCCACCGGCUGAUAAACGAGACUGUGUGGAGGAUAAAGAAGAUAUCGAGGGAAACCUGCUCAGACCGGCCGGUCUGUCUCUGAGAGGAGCCACUUUCACUUUGAGGAUCUUCCGAGCUGAAGACCUGCCACAAAUGGAUGACGCCUUUAUGGAUGGGAUGAGGCAGAUUCUUGGGUUUGACAGCAACAGGAAAAACCUGGUUGAUCCUCUGGUGGAAAUCCACUUUGCUGGAAAAACUAUCUGCACUAAGAUUCUGGAGAAGAAUGCCAAUCCCCAGUGGAACCAGAGUCUCACCAUGCCUAUUAGGUUCCCUUCGAUGUGUGAGAAGAUGAGGAUCAGAAUUCUGGACUGGGACAGAGCCAGUCACAAUGACGUUAUUGGAACCACCCAUCUCUGCAUGUCCAAGAUCUCGGCCCCCGGUGGAGAGAUAGAUGAUGACAUGGUUCCACGGACCGUCCACUCUGGCAUUGAUGACAGUCUCGGGUUCCUGCCGACGUUUGGUCCGUGUUUCGUCAACCUCUACGGCAGCCCAAGAGAGUUCACCGCCUUCAGCGAUCCACACGAGUCACUAAACCUGGGAAAAGGGGAAGGUGUGGCUUACCGAGGUAGAGUCUUAAUGGAGCUAACAACAAAGCUGGCUGACAAACCCGAGCAGAGAACAGAAGACAUAGCAUCAGAUGACCUGCUAGUGGUGGAGAAGUUUCUGAGGAAGAGGAAGUUCUCGCUCUUUGUGGCUUUUUAUUCAGCCACGCUCCUCCAAGACGUCGACGAUGCAAUCCAGUUUGAAGUCAGCAUUGGUAACUACGGCAACAAGUUUGACUACACCUGCCUCCCUCUGGCCUCCACCACCCAGUUCAGCAGGGCCGUGUUUGACGGAUGCCACUACUACUACCUCCCCUGGGGGAAUGUUAAGCCAGUGGUGGUUCUGUCCUCAGAGUGGGAGGAUAUCCAACCCAGGAUUGAAGCUCUAAACAUGCUGCUCACGGUCAUAGACAGACUGGAGGCGAACCUUCAGCGGGUGAGUCUGGAAGUGAAGGCGGGCAGUGACAUGGAGGAAGUGGAGCUCAGGGUGGUGGAGCUGUUGGAUCAGAUCAUCGCAGACUGCAGUGAAGAGCUCCCCUCUCUCGACCACUGGCAAUGUGCGACCUCUCUGGAUCACUCUUUGAGGCACAUUCGAACCCUCCACCUGCAGCAGAUAGUUGCAGGAGCGCUGGCUCUAAAGCACGGACCUGAAACCGACCUCUCAACGGUGCUGGAGCAGGCCGAGGACUGGGCCAGCAGGCUGAGGAGCAUGGCAGAGGAGCCCCAGAACAGUCUUCCAGACAUCGUGAUAUGGAUGCUGCAGGGCGACCGCAGAGUGGCGUAUCACCGCAUCCCAGCACACACUGUGAUUUUCUCUCAGAAUAACUGCGGGAAACACUGUGGACAGCUGCAGACCGUCUUCCUUAAGUAUCCACAGAGCAGCGGUGGAGAGGCCAAACUUCCUGGUCAGCUGAGAGUCAAAGUCUGGUUUGGAUUGGCUGCUGACGUCAAACAUUUCAACCAAUACGCUGAAGGAAAACUGUCAGUGUUUGCUGAGUCGUAUGAGAACCAGACCCGGCUCGCCCUGGUGGGCAGUUGGGGGACUACAGGUCUGACCUAUCCAAAGUUCAGCGACGUCACUGGGAGGUUCAAUCUGCCCAAAGAGAGCUUCAAACCCUCACCAGGCUGGACCUGGGCCGGAGAAUGGUUCAUCAGCCCCGAGAAGACACUGCUGUUUGACGUGGACGCUGGUCACAUGACCUUCACAGAGGAAGUGUUUGAAAACCAGAUGAGGCUGCCAGGGGGGCAGUGGAUCGGCAUGCCAGAGGGCUACACCGACGUGAAUGGAGAGAAGGCAGUGCCAAAAGACGAGGUGGAGUGCCCUCCAGGUUGGUCUUGGGAAGAGGUGGAGUGGAGCGAAGACCUCAACAGGGCUGUGGAUGAUCAAGGUUGGGAGUACGGCAUCACUAUCCCUCCAGACCGCCGCCCUAAAUCCUGGGUCCCAGCAGAGAAGAUGUACCACACAAACCGGAGAAGACGAUGGAUAAGACUAAGACGAAGAGACCAGCAGAAGAUGGAGGCUCUGAGAAAGCAGCGUCCUGAUGAGACAGAGCGGGAGGGCUGGGAGUACGCCUCGCUGUUUGGCUGGAGGUUCCACCUGAAACCCAAGAAGACAGACAGCUUCAGGAGGCGCAGGUGGAGGUGCCGCAUGGAACCGCUGGAGAAGACAGGCCCGGCGGCCAUCUUUGCCCUGGAGUGUUCUCUGAGCAGCAUAGAAGACAAAAAUGAUGACAAGUCCGUCACAACCACGUUUGGAGUCAACAGACCGACUAUUUCUUGCUUCUUCGAUCGUGGCACCCGUUACCACCUGCGCUGCUACCUCUACCAGGCCCGAGACCUGCUGCCCAUGGACAAAGACAGCUUCUCAGAUUCCUAUGCCAUUGUCUCAUUCCUCCAUCAGUCCCAGAAAACGGUGACUGUACGCAACUCUCUGAACCCUACCUGGGACCAGACGCUCAUCUUCUAUGAGGUGGAGAUUUUUGGAGACCCCGAGGUCACCAUGGCAACUCCACCCAAUGUAGUCGUGGAACUAUAUGACUCGGAUACAUACGGUGCGGAUGAGUUCAUGGGCCGCUGCGUCUGUCAGCCUUCCCUCACGUCCUCUCCUCGUCUGGCUUGGUUCCCGAUUCAUUUAGGAGACAAGAACGCCGGCGAGCUGCUGGCGGCCUUCCAGCUCAUACGCAGAGAAAAGCCAGCGAUUCACCACAUCCCAGGUCAAGAGGGGGACAUCAUGACCUCCACCCAUGUUCUAGACGAGUUGAUGUUUCCAGGAUUCCUCACUGAAAACCUGCAGCAAUGGGUCUUAGCCUGGGGUCUCCGUAACCUGAAGAGCUUCCAGCUGGCCAGCGUUACCUCCCCCAGCCUGCAGGUGGAGUGUGGAGGCGUCAUGAUCCAGAGCUGUGUCAUCCGCAGCAUGAAGAAGAAGCCAAACUUUGAUGUGAACAAGCUCAUCCUUGAUGUGAGUCUUCCCUGUGAGGAGCUCUACAUGCCCCCCAUCGUCAUCAAAGUCAUCGAUAACCGUCAGUUCGGGAGGAAGCCGGUGGUCGGUCAGUGCACCAUCCGGGCCCUGGAGGAGUUUCGAUGCAAGGUAGAGGAGGAGGGAGAAGCUGAGGAGGAGGAGGACGACCAGGGAUGGAGACGUGAGAGGCCCCAUUCAGUUGGUGGGGAGGUUUUUAUUGACAUUGAUGAUGAGGAGCCACUCAUGCUGGACCAGGAAGAAGAGUUCAUGGACUGGUGGAGUAAAUUCUACGCUUCAACAGGGGAGAAAAACAAGUACGGGACGUACCUGGAGAGAGGGUUUGACACCUUGAAGGUGUAUGAACGAGAGCUGGAGAAGGUGGAGGGUUUCGAGGCUCUGUCAGACUUCUGUCAGACCUUUAAGCUGUACAGAGGAAAGACUCAGGAUGCAGGAGACGAUCCUUCGGUGGUGGGAGAGUUCAAGGGCAUGUUUAAGAUCUACCCACUGCCAGACGAUCCCUCCAUCCCACCUCCCCCGAGACAGUUCAAAAAGCUUCCUCCAAACGGCAUCGAGGACUGCUUGGUCCGAGUCUAUGUCAUUCAGGCUCACAGCCUGCAGCCCAAAGACGCUAACGGGAAGUGUGACCCCUACGUGAAGAUCACUCUGGGGAAGAAGACCAUCAAUGAUCAUGAAAACUACAUCCCCUGUACUCUUGACCCGGUCUUUGGAAAGAUGUUCGAGCUGACCUGCUCCCUCCCUCUGGAGAAGGACCUCCGGGUGAUGGUGUACGACCACGACAUGCUGAGCAAAGACGAGAAGAUCGGGGAGACGGUGAUCGACCUGGAGAACCGCUUCCUGUCGAGAUACGGAGCUCUGUGCGGCCUCCCUCAGUCCUACUGUGUGUCUGGAGUUAACCAGUGGCGUGAUCAGCUGACACCUCGGCAGCUGCUGCUUAGAUUUUGUGAGCGGAGAAACCUCCCAAAACCCGUGUACCAAGACGACGUGGUCCACUUCAGAGGACUCCAGUACACCACUGCAGACCUCGAGGACAAAAAUGUGCCCAAACAUCACCUCGGUCCCAUUAAGGAGCGUCUGUCCCUGCACAUCUUGAGGAAAAUGGGUUUAGUACCCGAGCACGUCGAGACCAGGACUUUAUACAGCCCCCUGCAGCCUGAAAUAGAACAGGGGCGUCUGAUGAUGUGGGUGGACCUGUUCCCCAAGUCCCUUGGACCUCCAGGACCCCCGUUCAACAUCACACCACGCAAGGCUAAGAAGUUCUUCCUGCGGUGUAUCAUCUGGAACACUAGUGAUGUCAUCCUCGAUGAUGUCAGCAUCAGUGGCGAGAAAAUGAGCGACAUCUACGUGAAAGGCUGGCUGGAGGGACACGAAUACAACAAACUGAAGACGGACGUCCACUAUCGCUCUCUGGGAGGAGAGGGGAACUUUAACUACAGAUUCCUGUUUCCAUUCCACUAUUUACCUGCAGAGCAGCUGUGUGUGGUCGACAAGAAGGAACAUUUCUGGAGUUUGGACAAAGCCGAGACCAAAGUGGCCCCUAAACUCACCAUCCAGGUCUGGGACAACGACAAGUUCUCCUUUGACGACUACCUCGGUCACCUGGUGAUGGACUUGAACCACAUGCUGCGUCCCGCCAAGUCUCCAGAGAAGUGCACCCUACAGCUCCUGAACCAGCCGGCAGACAAACUGGUGUCUCUGUUUGAGCAGAAGACGGUUAAAGGAUGGUGGCCGUGCACGUGUGAGCAGAACGGAGAGAAGAUCAUCGCUGGGAAGGUGGAGAUGUCUCUGGAGAUCGUCACUGAGCAGGAACACGAGGAGAGACCGGCAGGACUCGGCAGAGAUGAACCCAACAUGAACCCCCACCUGGAGGAGCCUCAACGUCCAGAGACUUCCUUCCUGUGGUUCUCCUCUCCCUACAAGACCCUCAAGUUCAUCCUGUGGAGGAGGUUCAAGUGGUUCAUCAUCCUCUUCAUCAUCCUCUUCUUCAUCCUCCUCUUCCUUGGUGUCUUCCUCUAUUCCUUCCCGAACUACGCCGCCAUGAAGAUGGUCGCUCCGUUUGGACCGGCGAAAGCAGCCGAGUGAUGGAGGAGGAGAUGAGAAAGAAAAGACUGAAAAGUAAAAAUGAGAAACAACUUCAAGAAACUUGUGAAAUGAGGCUAAACAUUUCUGAUUUAUCCCUGAGUCUCUAUAAUGAUUUACGUCACGAUGCUGAGGUUGAUCAGAGUUUUGCUGCAGUGUUGAACUUGUGACCCUCCCCAGACUGCUUGGAGAUAAGUUUACAUGCUUAAAAAAAAAAAGAAAAGCAAUUGCACCCAUGGUUCACAAACUCCUCAAAUUAGCGUGUUUGUGUCCAUUUUGUGCCUUUCCCGUCAGAUCACUGCGUCUCCAUUCUUCACAAACUCCUAUUUACCGUAGCCGACGCUUACCCGAACCCACCAUCAGAUCUCAGCAGGUGUCGCCCGCCUCCUCGUCAUCUUCUGCGUCACGUCUUUCAUCCCUCGCUCCGUCUCGUCUGCGCUCAUGCAGAGAAGAGGGGAGGAUAAUAAACGCCGCCGCCAUGUUGGAAGAAGCAGGAAGCAGAAUCAAAGGUUGUGAUGUUGCUGUCUGAUCUUUCUACCUCCUGCUGUGUCUGCAGCGGGUCAGGCAGCGGUGACGGAGCGCUUACAAAACUUUAUCUCUUUAAAAACUCUGAAAAAGAAUCUUUAGAUAUGAAGUUUUGCCUUUAUUGUAAACACAAUGUGCUGCGUUUGAGUGCAAUCAGACAUCUUAGCUGUAUGUUUUCAGACUGGAUUUUUAUUGCAUUUCCUUCCAUUCCUCCUCCACUCUUCCUCAAACUUUUAUUCUCUUCCUUCCACUUUAUCUCUCCUCCUCUCUUUAGCGUCUCCUCCCAUUUUCCAUCUUCUCUUCCUUGUUUCCUCCUUUCUUGCCCUGCUUCCUUUCUACUUUUUCUGUCUUCUCUCCUCCUUCCAUCCCCCCUAGAUUAUUUCUCUUCCCCUUUACCCUGUUCUUUUCCUCCUUUUCCUCUUCAGGUUAGAGAUAUACUUGCUUUUAUAUUUGUUAAAAUGGGCGCUGGCAUAUACAGCAAAUUCAGAAAGUAUAUGAUACUUAGGCCGGUCGCUGAAGUAUACUUACUGACCUGAUAGGCCAGUUGGAUCACAUCCAUCAAGGCAAUCACCAUUACUGGAGCCACUACCUGAACUAAAUCUGUGCUGAAGCCAGUUGGAAGAGAGAAAAAUGACCUCCAAAUAUGGCUAUGUGGUGCUGAACCAAACACAUUUGCCAAGUCUAAAAAUACAAGGGAAUUUCUAUUCUCUACCUUAGCUGCCUGAGUCCGAUGCCAGAUCAUGCUUGUGGUUCUAUGCACCCUGCAAGACCUGGUAACCCUGCCUUCUGCACCAUUGUGUCUAAUAAACUAUUUCUAGCCUCUGUGCCACAACACUUGAUAAAAUCUUACCCUCUACAUUUAAGAGUGAAAUAGUUCUACACUGGUUUAGAUUGGAGGACUCCUUCUCCUUGGGAAUCAGGGAUCCUCCUGCUCUACACCAGGCUCUGGGAUAGUUUCUCCCACCUUUGUAACCCGAGCACAUCAGACCUUUUUGAGACCCGUUGGAAGACUUCAUUUUGCCCUGGGAUGGAAGAAGCCAUUGCACACCUUACUACAGCCUGCACUUCCUUCCUCCUGAGUAGUCCUACAUCAGUACGAAGCUCUAUCUCUCCUAAAGGUGGAAUGUCAGGUGGGAGGCCUAACUCGCCGUACUUCCCUGGAUCUGACUGAGUCUUAAGCUCUCCUCUACCUGACAUAAUAUGUAGACUGCCUCACAUUUCCAUUUCUUGGGAUAUAUUUCAGAUCCAUGUUGGCAACACUCCAUAGACCAGGGGUUCUCAACCUUGGGGUCAGGACCCCCUUGGGGGUCACGAGACACUGAGAUGGGGUCUCCAGUUGCCCUAAAAAAAACCCAAGAAAAUCUUUUCUAUUACACUGUUGCCACUUUACA